AUGGGCACUUUCAACAGAGCCAAGAAGGUCUUGCAGAAGUUGAGAAAGAAGACCCAAGUAUCGCCAUCCACGGAAAUCCCAACCCUUUUCGUGACACUCAAUGACAAAACAAAGGAUGUGGACCGCAACGCAUGCUCUUUGUCAUUUCAAUCAUUGAGUCGUGACGUUGUUGUCACCAUCAAAAAGGAGAUUGAAAUUUUAUACGACCGCACUGGCUAUGCAGUGGAACAACCAGCAAAGAAUCAAAAGUACGAACAAAGCAUGUCAUCCUUCUUUGAAAAGCUUGGGCAGUUGCCCAACUUGACUUCCGUGACGGUGAUUGGCGGAACCAAAGGAGUGGAAGGAUCACUCAAUCUCCGCCACUUGACUGCACUAUUCAUGGCAGCUGCUGGUAAUCUGGAGAGCUUUACUCUGUCCAAUCUCGAUGUGAUUGCAGAACAUGAGGCGGAGUUGGAAGAGUUCGCGGGAGCCAUUCGACGACUGGUGUCAUUGCGACGCUUCACGCUGCCUAAAUGCAGGCUUGCUGUUGAGGUUGAUGCAAUGUACCAAGCUGCCCCACGCAGUUAUUGGACAUCGACCUUUGAGUCUUGUGCAAGUUUACCGUACCUGGAGUUAUUGGAAAUUAACGCUUGCAAGGUGAAACUUAAUCCGGAGACAAGGUUGGGAAUCUGCAGUCCGAAACUACUAGUCCGUUUGCUGGAUUGCGAAGCAUUGGAUUACAGGUUCUUGACCAGCAUUAAGCGGCUGGAGAUUUCGUUGGCGCGUCGAAACCAAGAUUGCACCCUGAAACUGAUGCGAUUUCUGAUGGAAUAUCUGAAAAAGACCCGCGAUCUUGAAGAACUAGACCUUACAUUGCAGGCACCAGUCCACCCAGACUGUGUAAAUGUCCUGUGUGAAGCCCUCGCAGUCAACAAGAGCUUGAAGCGCCUUGUGCUUCUCGCGCCUCUAGACAACUCACUUCCAAAUGGGUUCAACGACUCCGGAACUUGGGAGCAUCUCAACAAACACAACCAUACCCUUGAAGCAUUCGAUAUUAUCCCUGAAGGUCAGCUGUCGCCUGUGGUUCUUGAGCAGAAAGAGUUUUGGUUGUUGAAGAAUCGGUUCUUUCGUCCCUACCGGGCUAUAUUGGAAGCCACGACAGCAGAAAUGUGGGUUGGGGUGUUGUCUAACCCGGACUUACAAGGCAACCUGUCAGCGCUGUUUUACGUGUUGUCCAAUGUGCAAGCAAAGCUAAUCCAAAGUUCAUAA
Seminavis robusta is the source of this 1248-nucleotide messenger RNA. The record is from the annotation of a GenBank genome assembly. Lineage: Eukaryota; Bacillariophyta; Bacillariophyceae; Naviculales; Naviculaceae.